Molecule: messenger RNA, 4513 nt
Organism: Erythranthe guttata (spotted monkey flower)
Lineage: Eukaryota; Viridiplantae; Streptophyta; Magnoliopsida; Lamiales; Phrymaceae
Product: pleiotropic drug resistance protein 1
Cellular component (GO): membrane
Molecular function (GO): ATP hydrolysis activity; ATP binding; ABC-type transporter activity
Source: RefSeq, a predicted model, not a curated record
UAAAAAAAUAUGGAUCAAGAGAGUGAAAUUUACAAGCCAAGUAGUAGCUUUAGAGCCAACAGUUCGUCCUUUUGGAGGAACAACGGCUUGGAAAUAUUCUCGAACUCAACACGACAACAAGACGAAGAAGAAGACGAAGAAGCACUAAAAUUGGCCGCGCUCGAAAAACUCUCGACUUACGAUCGCUUGAAAAAGGGACUUCUAUUAGUAGGAGCAUCAAGAAGUGGGGCCACUAGUGAAGUUGAUGCAAGAAAACUCGGAUUUCAAGAACGAAAAGAUCUUCUCGAUAGGCUUAUAAAAGACGUCGAUGAAGAUAACGAAAAGUUUCUGUCGAAGCUUAGAGACCGGAUUGACAGAGUUGGAAUUGAACUACCCACAAUUGAAGUGAGAUUCGAGAAUCUAACUGUUGGUGCGGAAGCUUACGUAGGGAGCCGAUCGUUGCCGACGUUUUUUAACUCCUUUAUUAACACAUUGCAGGGAUUUUUGAACUAUUUGCAUAUAAUUCCAAGCAAGAAGAAGAAUAUUUCUAUUUUGCAGAAUGUUAGUGGAAUCAUCAAGCCAUGCAGAAUGACGUUGCUGCUAGGCCCUCCAAGCUCAGGAAAGACAACACUUUUGUUGGCCUUGGCUGGAAAAUUGAAUUCUUCUUUGAAGUUUGCUGGAAAGGUGACUUAUAAUGGGUAUGGAAUGAAUGAGUUUGUACCACAAACAACUGCGGCGUAUAUUAGCCAAUACGAUGUUCAUAUCGGAGAAAUGACUGUCAGAGAAACUCUCGAAUUUUCAGCUCGAUGCCAGGGUGUUGGAUCUCGCUACGAAAUGUUGUCUGAAUUGGCAAUAAGAGAAAAAAAUGCUAAUAUUAAACCUGAUCCUGAUAUUGAUAUCUUCAUGAAGGCUGUUUCGACACAAGGACAAGAAGCAAGUGUAAUGACAAAUUAUAUUCUCAAGAUUUUAGGCCUCGAGAUUUGCGCCGAUACUAUGGUCGGAGACGAGUUAGUAAGGGGAAUUUCGGGGGGACAGCGAAAACGCGUUACGACAGGUGAAAUGCUGGUUGGUCCAACGAACGCUCUUUUCAUGGACGAGAUUUCGACUGGAUUGGACAGUUCCACAACGUUCCAAAUCGUGAAGUCGUUAAGACAGUUCGUUCACAUUCUAAAUGGAACUGCACUAAUAUCACUCCUUCAACCAGCACCCGAGACUUACGAACUAUUCGAUGAUGUCGUGUUAUUGUCCGAUGGAAAAAUUGUGUACCAAGGCCCUCGAGAGAACGUUUUAGAAUUUUUCGAAUCCGUGGGGUUUAAAUGUCCGGAGAGGAAAGCAGUGGCCGAUUUCUUGCAAGAGGUGACAUCAAUGAAAGAUCAGCAACAAUAUUGGAUGAAGAUCAACGAGCCUUACAGAUUCGUGACAGUGAGUGAAUUUGUCGAGGCGUUUAAAUCAUUCCACAUUGGACGGAGACUCAACGAAAAUCUUGCAUCUCCGUUCGACAAGACGAAAAGCCACCCCGCCGCUUUAACAACCAGAAAAUACGGCACCACCACGAAGGAGUUAUUAAGAAUUUGCUCUAUAAGAGAAAUCUUGCUCAUGAAAAGAAACUCGUUUGUGUAUAUCUUCAAGAUCUUACAGAUGCUUAUAAUUGCCUUGGUAUCUAUGACGAUCUUUUUCCGAACCACGAUGCACCGCCGUAGCUUAGAGGAUGGAUAUAUAUUUGUCGGUGCAUUGUUUUUCAGCGCAACUAUAGUAAUGUUCAAUGGAAUGUCUGAGAUUUCCAUGACAAUAUACAAACUUCCCGUUUUUUACAAACAUAGAGAGUCUCUCUUUUUUCCUCCUUGGGUGUAUGCGCUCCCAAUGUGGAUACUCAAGAUACCCAUUUCGUUUGUCGAAGUAGGGGCUUGGGUUUUAAUCACCUACUAUGUCACGGGGUACGAUCCCAAUGCUGCAAGAUUUUUCAAACAAUACUUGCUGUUGUUAUUUGUAAACCAGAUGGCCAGUGGAUUGUUCCGGCUGAUCGGAGCGGUGGGCAGGAACAUGAUCAUUGCAAAUACGUUUGGUGCAAUUGUAUUGUUCGCAGUUUUUGCAUUGGGUGGUGUUGUCAUGUCACGAGUGAGUGUGAAAAAAUGGUGGAUAUGGGCUUAUUGGUGCUCGCCAAUGAUGUACGCGCAGAAUGCACUUGUCGUGAAUGAAUUUAGGGGGAAUAGUUGGCAACAUGUUGUUGGAUACAAGAAUGAAUCAUUAGGAGUUGAGGUUCUAAAAGCCCGUGGAUUCUUACCACAAGCACAAAUGUACUGGAUAGGAUUAGUGGCAUUACUCGGAUUCACAAUCCUAUUCAACAUAGGCGUCAUGCUAGCUCUAAUGUAUCUCAACCCUUUUGGAGAGGCUCAAGCUGUUAAAUCAGAAGACAAAAGCGAAAAUAGUCCAAACGACGACGAAACGAGACUAAAUAGUCUUGUUGAUGCCAACAAGAGGAAAAGGGGAAUGGUUCUUCCAUUCGAACCGCAUUCCAUCACCUUUGAUGAAAUUGUGUACUCUGUUAAUAUGCCACAGGAAAUGAAAGACAGAGGUUUUCUUGAGGAUAAACUGGUGCUUUUAAAGAGUGUGAGUGGAGCUUUUAGGCCAGGUAUUCUUACAGCUUUGAUGGGAGUUAGUGGGGCCGGAAAAACAACCCUAAUGGAUGUGCUGGCUGGUCGGAAAACGGGAGGCUAUAUAGAUGGGAGCAUCACAAUCUCAGGGUACCCUAAAAAGCAAGAAACAUUUGCUAGAAUUUCAGGGUAUUGUGAGCAGAACGAUAUCCAUUCCCCUCACGUAACUGUGCACGAAUCCUUACUUUAUUCGGCUUGGCUUCGUUUAUCUCCCGAUAUCGAUGCUAAAACAAAAAGUAUGUUUGUUGAUGAAGUGAUGGAGCUCGUUGAACUCACACCGUUGAGAGGUGCGAUAGUUGGGUUGCCAGGUGUCAACGGUCUAUCGACCGAGCAGAGAAAGAGGUUGACUAUUGCAGUCGAGCUCGUGGCGAAUCCAUCGAUAAUAUUCAUGGAUGAGCCAACUUCAGGCUUAGAUGCAAGAGCUGCUGCAAUUGUGAUGAGAACUGUUAGAAACACCGUUGACACUGGAAGGACAGUUGUCUGCACCAUACACCAGCCUAGCAUUGACAUUUUCGAAUCUUUCGAUGAGCUAUUUCUGCUUAAACGAGGAGGGGAAGAGAUAUACGUGGGCCCGUUGGGACGCCAUUCGUGCCAUCUGAUCAAGUACUUUGAGAGUAUUGAAGGAGUUAGCAGAAUAAAAGACGGUUACAAUCCAGCAACAUGGAUGCUGGAAAUUACUGCUCCAGCUCAAGAAACGUCCGUAGGGGUCGAUUUCUCUCGCUUAUAUAAAGAUUCCGAAUUAUACAGGAGGAACAAAGCUCUAAUUAGUGAAUUGAGUUCGCCGAAACCAGAGACGAAAGAGCUAUAUUUUCGUACUAAAUACUCUCAGCCAUUCCACAUCCAAUGCCUAUAUUGCCUGUGGAAGCAACACUGGUCCUACUGGAGAAAUCCACCUUACACCGCUGUUCGGUUUUUCUCAACCAUAUUCAUAGCUCUCAUCAUGGGAAGCAUGUUCUGGGAUUUCGGCUCCAAUAGGAAUGGUGUACAGAAUAUACUCAACGGCAUCGGUUCUAUGUACGGAUCUGUGCUCUUCUUAGGCAUCCAAAACGCCAUUGCAGUUCAGCCGGUCGUUGCUAUCGAGAGAACUGUUUUCUAUAGAGAAAGAGCUGCGGGGAUGUAUUCAUCCAUGCCCUAUGCUAUAGCACAGGUUGCUAUUGAGUUUCCUUAUAUUUUCGCGCAAGCUAUCGCCUUCGGCCUGAUUGUUUAUCCAAUGAUUGGGUUCGAAUGGACAGUACCAAAAUUCUUGUGGUUUUUGUUCAUCAUGUACUUGUGUCUAUUGUACUUCACCUUCUACGGGAUGAUGUCAUUGUCCGUGUCACCAAACCACCACAUCGGCUCGGUGGUAGGCACUUUCUUUAUCCUGCUAUGGAAUCUCUUCUCGGGUUUCAUCAUCCCACGCCCCAGCAUCCCUGUGUGGUGGAGAUGGUAUUAUUGGGCGGAUCCAAUUUCUUGGACGAUGUACGGUUUGACGGCGUCGCAAUUCGGAGAUUUGGAGAAUUAUAUAUUACCGGGCGUGACGGUGAAAGAGUUCUUGAAAAGCUACUUCGGUUUCGAACACGAUUUUCUUGGAGCAGUUGCAGGCAUGCAUGUUGCAUUCACUGUUCUUUUCAUUUUCACAUUUGGAAUCGCCAUCAGAUUUUUCAACUUCCAGAAGAGAUAGAUUUAUGUUAUUCUAUAUCAUAUAAUUUUUAUUUUUUUUGCAUCAAAUCCCUAUAAUUUAUUCUAUUGUCGAAAAAGUCCCUUUUCUUCGAAUGUAAUCCUUUGUUGCUGGUGGGCUAAAAUAGUAAUUUUCGGUGUGCUUGGUUGGCCCUUAAUUAUCAUGUAAACAGAGUGUAAAAUUUAUUAAACACAUAUGAAUCAUGCAUAAGAUAUAUUUUGAAUUA